Macrosteles quadrilineatus (aster leafhopper) is the source of this 1761-nucleotide messenger RNA. Its product is annotated as spermine synthase-like. The transcript has 8 exons. The record is from RefSeq and is a predicted model, not a curated record. The coding region runs from base 177 to 1280 and encodes 367 amino acids. Gene Ontology annotation, biological process: spermine biosynthetic process. Gene Ontology annotation, molecular function: spermine synthase activity. NCBI's taxonomy places the organism in Eukaryota, Metazoa, Arthropoda, Insecta, Hemiptera, Cicadellidae.
AAUGUUUAGCUAGACGCUUCGAAACUUGAGGACGAAGACUAGACAAAACUUUUGUCAGUGAAUGGUAACUGUACAUGUUUUAUAAGUUGACUAAAAACUAUUGUUGUAUACCUCAUUGAUAGGUAUAAGACUGCAAAUUCUAUGAUUUGGUUUCAGCAGAAAUUUUAAGAAUAAGUAUGGCUGUCAACACAAUCCUCUUGGAUUUGACAGUUGACCCUCAAAAAAUUUUGGAGAAAAAUGGCCUCAAGUCCGCAGUCCAGGAUGUGUUAUCAAAGUUCAUCCCGGAGCUGAAGGAGGUUUACACCAGUGACUUUCAAGGCGGAGGAACCUUGUAUACUUUCACAGCUGUGAGAGACUCUUUCAUAACUGUCAGAGCUUUUACCAAGGGUGUCAUAUCUAUCAACAUUGAAUAUUACCGGGAAAACGGCGAUGAACCUUUUUUGUCGUUUGAGACUAUUCGACAACUGGAAGAGAAUUUGACCAAACAAACAAAAAGUACGAGAAGCCACAAGUAUCCUGCUCUGACUCGAGGAGGCAACAUCGACAGAUACUUCCUCACUGCUGAUGAGAGGCUCAUAGAGUAUGAUAUUGAUGCUGUUGUUUUUGAGGAACAAUCACCAUACCAGAAGGUUCAAAUUUUUCACACUAAGAGUUUUGGAAAUAUGUUGGUUUUGGACGAAAACCAAAAUAUGUCGGAGCGAGACCUGAUCUACACCGAGACAUUGAUGCAGAGAGGCAAGGAAGAUUACGCAGGGAAAGAAAUAGUGAUACUUGGAGGUGGAGAUGGAGCACUGCUGUAUGAACUGCUCAAAGAGAAGCCCAAGUUUGUCACCAUGUUGGAGUUAGAUGAGGUAGUGAUCAGAGCAUGCAGGGAACAUAUGAGAGGCUGCUGUGGAGAUAUUCUGGACCAGCUGGAGGGAUCCAACUAUAAGGUGGUGAUUGAUGACUGUAUAAAAUCUCUUGACAAAAUGAUCACUGAAGGAAAGCAAGUUGACUAUGUUUUCGGAGACUUGACAGAAAUACCUGUGUCAACAUGUGCCCAAGGAGAGCUAUGGGACUUUCUGCGACUUAUCCUCAACAAAGCCUUCCAAGUGUUAAGGCCGAGCGGCAAGUUUAUGUCCCACGGCGACGCUGCUUGUAGACCUGCAUCUCUCGCUCUUUAUGAAAACGAACUGAGAAAUUUACCGUGCUCCGUGGAGUUUGCUAAGGACAAAGCAUUCAUCCCGUCAUUUCUAGAAGAUUGGGUGUUUUAUCAAGUGUGGUUGAGAAAAAGAGAAUAAUCGUGUUUGAGCUUACGUAAUGUACACCUACGACUCAAAAGUUUUGUGGGUCGCACUUCACAAAGUGAAGAAAUGCUUUACUGUUAUUGUUUUAUACAUUGUAGGGUCUUCUCGAAAUCUCUACCGACAUUUAAGGUACUGUUCCAAAACUCAAAAGUUGCCUGUUUAGCCGCCAUUUUGUUUUUCACAAAACUUUUGUUUAUUUUUUAAACAGCAUUAUGUCAUGAAUGGCCGCCAUUUUAAGACUAAAAAAAAUAUUAUUUUCUCAAAAUAGGUCUGUAAGUAACUAGUGUACCAAAUUUUGUACUAAUUGAAAGGUAGCUUAAAGAGUUACUUGUGAGUUUUUGAAGUUUUAACAAGAUAUUUUAGUUUGUCUUUGGUCCAGUAAAGAUAUCUCAAAAGGUGUGUAGAGAGUUCAUAAACGGACUGUAUUUUAAGGAUUGUACAAAACUGUAUUUCCUAAGUAAAUAUUUAUUUAAUA